UAUAGUGAAUGCAGGGUUCAGGAGACCAGAUAUAUAGUGAAGCAGGGUCCGGGGAGACAGAUUUAGUGAAUGCGGGUCCUAGGAGACCAGAUAAAUUUAAUGCAGGGUUCAGGAGACCAGAUAUAGUAAUGCAGGGUCCGGCGAGAGCGGAUAUAGUGAAUGCAGGGUCCGGGGAGACCACAUAUAGUGAAUGCAGGGUCCGGGGAGAGCGGAUAUAGUGAAUGCAGGGUCCGGGGGAGACCAGAUAUAGUGGACUGCAGGGUCCGGGGAGACCAGAUAUAGUGAAUGCAGGGUCUGG
Molecule: messenger RNA, 298 nt
Organism: Staurois parvus
Lineage: Eukaryota; Metazoa; Chordata; Amphibia; Anura; Ranidae
Source: the annotation of a GenBank genome assembly